Micromonas pusilla CCMP1545 is the source of this 2593-nucleotide messenger RNA. RefSeq lists its product as uncharacterized. Gene Ontology annotation, molecular function: RNA polymerase II C-terminal domain binding; mRNA (2'-O-methyladenosine-N6-)-methyltransferase activity. The transcript has a single exon. Lineage: Eukaryota; Viridiplantae; Chlorophyta; Mamiellophyceae; Mamiellales; Mamiellaceae. Bases 376 to 1848 code for a protein of 490 amino acids. The record is from RefSeq and is a predicted model, not a curated record.
CAACUGUCUUCAGCUCCUGCAGUCCUCGGAAUCCUAAAGGAGUAAACUUCGAGGAACACUGGUCCCCAACGGUCCCCCCGAUCAACAUACGCCGGUCCAUCCGUCACAGGAAAGACAAACGAACUGACAUAAAUCCUUAGUCCACAGAUUGAUCACCCGAUUGACGGGACGUCGGGGUCAGGUGGUUACUUUCAGGUGGUCACGCCGAUAUCGUGGGUUAAAAUAAAAUGGUGGUUUCCAGGUCAUGAAUUCGUCCUUCACGAGCUCAUAAAGCAACGAGCAAUUGAAUGUAGCGCGUAAAAGCCAAUACCUUGCAACAUCGCGCGUCAUCGUCCGCCACAGCUGGCACUAAACUGAAGUCUUGUCAGUACAGAUAUGCUAGGUAAAUGCCACGCUGCUAAAAAAACUCUCUUGCGAACAAGUAAGACUAUUCAAGACGUAGCUGAAAGUUGCCAGGUCUACUCGAGCGAUACCGGUCAAACGCCGCUCAGAAGAACUCCGCUGCAAUUCGAAGUUAGCAAAUGUCACCGCUGUGGCCUUCUCGACGGGCCGAAUAAAACUCCCGUAAAUUCUACCCAGGACUUGUUGACUGUUUCAGAAGUUGGGCGGAGUCUCGGCUAUCUUGUUCACGUGAAAUCAGCUGUUGAUGCGGUAGUCGAGGGCACGCGCCUAAUUGCUGUUUCACGGCUUAGCUUGCACUUCGAAAGAGCAGUGGCAAGGUAUUUUGGCAAGAGCUGGAACACCUUGUUUGAAGAGCUCUUGAUGUGUCAUGAUCGCAGUAAUGAUCCUAUCAUACCAACGGAUUCGAGUGCCUCCGCAUUUCUGUGCGAUCGACUCGCCUCGCGUUUUGUGCCAUCUCAAGAGAUCAACGGUAUAUUAUUUGACUUGCUCAUUGAAAUAAGCGCAGCGCGGCAUACUAUUUCAAAAGUAGCGUUGUCAAGAACCGCUUAUUUAGCUACCCCAAGUCCUAAUGUCUUCAGGUCGACCACUGGAAAAAGCAUUAAGCUGACACUUCACGAUGCCGAAGUUGAGAUAAACGAACAGCAAUACGAAAAACUUCGAUGGCUGUAUGAAAGUGACAUACAAGCAACGCAAUUCGGCGGCACAUGUGCAAAGCCAUCCUUGGCCAACACAUUUUGUGAGAGUGGAAUCACUUUCCACUCUGCUGUUUUUGCGAUGCUUUGUCGAUACGCCUCUGCACAUGGUGGUAUGCAUUGCAUGGCAGGAGGACAUCACAACGCGCUUCAUGGUGACGUUUUUGAUGCACUUAACAUUGGACUUGGAGUUCAUGCUGAGUGCUGUGCGUCUCCACUUAAUUGUCACUGGCGUCUAUACUGCAGUGGCCAUCCUGAUACCGAUUUGACAUUUGGCUCAUUAGGUUCAGUUUUUUCAUUUGACCCGGUUGAUGGCUAUUUCGAGUGCAACCCUCCCUUCGAAGAAUCUGUAUUGCUCGAUUGCAUCAAACACAUAGACUCUUUGCUAGAUGUGGCAGAAGUUGCUGGGAAAUCCUUGUCAUGCGUUUUUAUUGUACCGCAUUGGCCAGGUCGUAGAGCCUGGGAGACGCUCUUUCGCAGUGUUCAUAAGUCGCACACAGAGGUGAUACCUCUUCGCGAGCAUGGAUUCCUUGAGGUAUUGACUGGACCUUUUUCUGCAACGUUUUCUUACAACUUUCAUUCUUGCUUUCUUUCGAAGCUCAAGACCUUUGUUUCACAUUUGAUCGAAACACAUCUCACGAAAUUUUUAUGCAGGGGACACAGAAAAAAAAUCAAACCCUAUACAGAAUGUCAUCGUGCAACUCCUCUGUGUUUUUUCUGCAGACAACAGCAAGCAAGUGCACACAUAGAAUAACACCCCAUUUGAUUACCGGCUUGAGAGAAGCAUUAAUGCCAUCUAGUCCGAACAAGCAUUGCCCUGCUUAAUUUUAUGCAGGGGUCUUCACUGAAUUUGAAGCUGGCGACUACAUCCAAAGUCUUGGUCUGUAGACAUUCCAGCCGGCAGCAGCAACGAAGUCAGUCUCGAUAAAGGGCGAGAUUAAGGUGAAGGUAACGCAAGUCACUUUCUUUUUGAAGUUGUUGAGACUCAUUUCGAGUAGCACGAGCUCAGCGAACAGAGAAUUUAACACGUCCUAUCAUUCUGUACUCAUAUUUAGUACUUUUCGGAACUCAGUACUACCUUUGAAGGCAGUUUGAAGGUAGCGUGUAGGAGCUGGUUCCAAAUUUGGAGGAGGUCCCUUCUAGCUAAGGUGUACUAAGGUGUACUGAUAUUUUCUGCAGAACAACUCACCUAAAGAACACGCGCGUGGGAAUUACCAACAAUGUUUGCCGAUUCGUCCACCUGCUCGAUGUGAACUUAAGAGCACUACAAACAGUCGCGCGCUCCGCGAUAUGAAAAAGGUGACCUGUGAUGGAGGAUGUAUUUCUGACAAGGUUUUAAAAUAUAUCGAACCGUCUGGUGUCUUGUAUCAAAAAAAACAUGAAGUGAGAGAAAAUUUGCCGAACAGUGGACAGUUUUCCCGCCUUGCUGCUGAAGUGAAAGAAGACUUAUACUAGACAACACGGUAGACAAUGAAAUGUAAAUGAAUAUCUCCUCAAAU